Messenger RNA from Serpula lacrymans var. lacrymans S7.9, 1291 nucleotides. RefSeq lists its product as uncharacterized. The transcript has 4 exons. The annotation marks the transcript as partial. Lineage: Eukaryota; Fungi; Basidiomycota; Agaricomycetes; Boletales; Serpulaceae. The record is from RefSeq and is a predicted model, not a curated record.
GGACGAGGAAACUAAACAAGCCGCGAUCACGACACCCGGAUAUAUUGCCCUCAUCACCAGGCUGUGGCUGCACGAAGAAGAAUACUGUUUGAAAUAUGCACGCAUUAAAUCAGCCAGAGGGGGAAGCCCCUUUUCCCUCCUUUUAUCCAAAAUGAUGAACACUGAAUUUACUAUUGGAGGCUCAGACGAUAUAGUUGUGGCUGGGAUUGUAGAGGGAGCUAACGGAUCGGUGGAUAUCGUCGCAGCCCAUACCAUGAAAAAGCUCCAUGCAGCUCUCGACGCUACUCCCACUGCGAAUUUGGUCCAAGGCUGCAAUAUACUGCUUCUUAUCAUCUCUUUCUACAGUCACUGGCACCAGGAUAGUUUUUUCUGGGCCUUGAUGCGGGAAGGCGUUGCUGGCGGAGUGACAAAGGCAUUUUAUUCCUGUAUAAACCGGCUUGAACCUCCGAGCCGUGAGGUUGAAUCUACUAUGAGAAUGUGCUAUUCGAUCUUCUCGAUCAUGCAUCUUACGCAGAUAGGGCCGUCAUGGGUAGCCCAAGCGUUUGAUGGCAAACUCAUACAGUCCAUGUUGCUCACAGGAGCUUUUGUGAAAGAGCAAAGUGCUGUAGAGUGCGUCGAACGAGCCGUCAAAUUGUUCAACCGUCUUGGACAAUAUUUGGCAUGUCGCACUGUUCUCCGGGUGUUCAAGCAGCAGCUCCGAGACAUCCUUGACGCAGACAUUGCGAACCCCACUGUCGCGGGGCCUUUAUGGGAAAGCUGGCUGCUGUUCAGAGAUGAAGCUCAAGAGAGAUUAGCAGUAUUAAAAGUAUACGAUGCUCAAAAGAACCCGAAGAUGACGAAGAUUUGUGGGUUUCAACAUUGUCCCCAUAGAUACUUCAUUGGAACUGAUGAAAAUAAGGCUAUGCGGUGCACCGGUUGUUUCACAGUGUAUUACUGCUCAAAGGAUUGUCAACGGAAUGCAUGGUCAGCACAUCGAUUCCUCUGCACCAAGUUACGGGAAAAAAGCUCGGGACCAGACUCAAAUCCUGUGACGGCGGAGGCCGACCACAGAUUCUUCCAGUUUCUGAACCAACACUACUUCGAAACUCGUCUGGACGAGAUCAUAGACUUAUUGAUAAGCUGGAAGGUUAUCAAAAUACCUCAAGUUUCUAAUUUCAUCGUUGGUUUUGAUUAUCAAGCUUUCCCCAUGAAAAUUUCAAUCGGGAAGACAGCACAAUUUACUCCUUCACAGAAGAUAUCUCCUCAAAAAAAACCUCGAGAACGACGCUAAAAUCGUCCGAGAAGUGAAAGC